UUCGCGCGCCGCCGCGUAUAAAAGCCUGCGGGGGCUCCUGCACUGAGCUCUUAUCACUUCAAGUGCUGGUACACCGCAUCCAGUGUCGCAGAGAAUUCGACCAGUUUCAGGUCUACAGUGAUACUCAGCAAACCAACAUUUUUUUUUUCCUGGACGAUUUAAUUGUUUUCUAUUCCGUCAACAUUCGCCUAACCUAAAUUUAAAAAAAAAAACUCACGCUUAUCCGUAAAACACGUUUCACGAGUCCAGUUCAAGCCGCCGAUUUAUUUCCUGUUAACUAAUUUGGUGAAAGUUCUCUAGCAGCUGACAACGCUUCGCACGAAUGAAAAGUGGUGGAAAAUAAUACGUACUUGCGCUUUUGUUUUUUUUUUAUUCUUCUUCUUCUGAAGAUCUACGCUUUCUAGAGCUUUUGUCAUUAUGUGCGCAAAAAAUAUUGUGAUUGAGUUUUUGUUUGCGCACAGGUGAACGCUUAGGUUUUGUGUGUGUGAACAUAUAUAUUCUUUUACAAAAUAAACUUAAUUACAAUCGAAGAUGGUGGUGAAACACAUGCAAAAGAUCUGGAAAUCGAAUAUUUCUCGAGAGGUGGUGGCCACCGUCGCGGCGCACAGCAACUCUGUGUCCGUGGGGCUGUGCCAGGGCUUCUCCGCUGUGCUGAUACCUCAGCUCAUGGCGAAGAACAGCUCCAUCCCCAUCACCGAGGACGAUGCUUCGUGGAUGGCUGCCCUGGGCGUGAUCUCGAACCCGCUGGGCGCUCUGCUGGCCGGGAUCCUCAUGGAGAUCUUCGGCCGCAAGGCCACGAUCAAGCUGACGUCGCUGCCCUACUUCGUGGGCUGGGUCCUCAUAGCCUGCGCCUCGGGCAUCCCGAUGAUGUACGCGGGUCGGUUCAUAACCGGCCUGGCCGUGGGCAUGGCGACCGCCAGCUACGUGUACGUGGCGGAGGUGUCGCUGCCGCAGCACCGCGGCACGCUGUCGGCGGCCGGCCCCAUCCACGUGUCGCUCGGCGUGCUGGCCGUGUACGUGCUGGGCUUCGUGGCGCACUGGCAGCUGGUGGCGGCGCUCUGCACCAUCUGCUCGGUGACCUCGUUCCUGGCCAUCUGCAGCGUGCCCGAGAGUGCGCCCUGGCUGGCGGGCCGCGGCCGCGUGGCCGAGGCGUCGCGCGCGCUGCGCUGGUUCCGCGAGUCGCCCGCGCAGGCCGACGCAGAGCUGGCGGACCUGCUGCGCACCGUCGCCGGCGAGAAGAACAGCAACUCCAGCGACGUGGGCCAGAGCGGCUCCGCGCUCAACGGCGCCGUCAGCUACCUCAAGCCAUUCUUCAAGCCGUCCGCCUGGAAGCCCUUCCUCAUCCUCAUGGUGUUCUUCCUCUUCCAGGAGGGCUCCGGCAUCUACGUGUUCCUGUACUACGCCGUGAGCGUGUUCCAGGACGCCGGCUCGGGCCUCAACGAGUUCGUGUCGUCCAUCGUGGUCGGCGUGCUGCGGCUCGUCAUGAGCGUGGUCGGCACGGUGCUCAUCAAGAACUUCGGCCGCAAGACGCUGGCCGUCGCCUCGGGGCUGGGCAUGACGCUGGCCAUGAUCGCCGGCGGCUUCUACGAGUACCAGUACUCGCACCUGCCCACCACGGAGCGGCCCUUGCUCUGGAUCCCGCUCGUCUGCGUGCUGGUGCACGUGUGCGUCAGCAUGGUGGGCUUCCUGCAGCUGCCGUGGAUCAUGAACGGCGAGCUGUUCCCGCUCAACAUCCGCGGCGUCAUGGGCGGCGUGGUGGCGGCGCUCGCCAACCUCUUCAUCUUCGCGUCGGUGAAGACCUACCCCAGCAUGACGCACAGCCUUGGCAUGGACGGCACGCUGUGGCUGUUCGCCGCGUCCAGCCUGUUCGGCGCCGUGUUCUGCCAGAUCUUCCUGCCGGAGACCCGCGGCAGGACGCUGCGCGAGAUCGAGAUGGCCUUCCACGGCCGCACCGGCGACAAGACCAAGGGCGAGGUGAGGCCGCCGGCGGACAUCUACACCAUCGAGGACCAGAUCCUGACCCUGAGGACCAUCUCGCCCCUGCCGGCCAGCGGCGAGGCAGAAGGUCCUGCCGCCAGCAGGAGGCGGGCAGACACCGUGGCGGGCGACGAUGCGGCGUCGUCCAGUCGACUGUGAAGUUUCUUCCGUGUGACAUUCUCAGAGACACGCCUGUCAAACCAACCCGAGACGCGAUCGCAAACUUCGAGAACGCACGAGUGAUAUCAUUAUAGACAUUCAAGAUUCGUAUGCUGUUAUAAUGUGUGCCGUUCGAGAGAAGUUUGUGAGGAUCAACGAAAGUGAGAUGGUGAAAAAAAAUAUGGAGGGUAAUCGUACAGUAUUACCUAUGAAAGAUUUGUGCAAUGGUAGUGCAUGACUUGAUAUUGUAAGCUUUUGGACAUACGCCAUUGCUAAGCACAUGCAUGACAGACAUGCAUGUGCUUAGCAAUGGCGUAUGUCCGAAAGCUUACAUCAAGUUAAUCGUAAGGUAUGUGCGGGUGAGUGAAAAAAAAAGUAUUUUCAAGUGCGUCGUGCUAAAAAAAAAAUACUAAACCCUAUAAUGAAAUUUCGUUAACCGAAGCAUGCAAAAUUGUAUGCGUUAUACACAUCAGUAUUAGUGUAUUCUAUGGUGAUUUCAUUUUUAAGCAUUCAUUCUGCAAACUCAAACCUUUGAAAUAAAGCUAAUCAGAGCUAAAGUACUUAUAUUUUAAAACAAAAACUUAAAAUGUAUUUAGAAAGCUGUAUUCGUAUAUGUAUAUAGCUAUUUUGGUGAAAUGUUUAAAGAAAACUUACUUUAAUACGUAAAUAUUUAGAAAACCUUUUCUAUAAUUUUCUCGAUUGUCAGGUUUUAAAAAUGGACCAUUGUAUAUUUUGUCAUAAUUAUUAUUGAAUUUUUACCAAAAAAAAUUAAGCUGAUUUGGAGAUUAUAAAUUAUUAAAUACAAAUAUGAGUAUACAAUUGUCAUUUGUCAACAUACACACUAGAAAAGUAAUGAAACCAAUGAAAACUCAAAUGCUGAUAAAUAUUGUAUUACUUAUUAUGUCUUUAUUCACAGGAUCUUCCAGUUUUUGAGAUCAAUACUUUUUUUUCUAGUUUCUUUAUUAUUUUAAAAGAAAUUUUGAGAACCAGACUGUUUAUUUUAAAUAGUUUAGAUUAUUUUGUACUGACUAGAAUUAAUUUUUUGACUAUGUACUUGUUGAAAUAUGUUAUUUAUCAUUUUCGAUUAUUAAAAUAUUUUGAGUGUUUACAAAAA
Molecule: messenger RNA, 3250 nt
Organism: Bacillus rossius redtenbacheri
Lineage: Eukaryota; Metazoa; Arthropoda; Insecta; Phasmatodea; Bacillidae
Product: facilitated trehalose transporter Tret1-2 homolog
Exons: 4
Coding region: 532-2136 (534 amino acids)
Biological process (GO): transmembrane transport
Cellular component (GO): membrane
Molecular function (GO): transmembrane transporter activity
Source: RefSeq, a predicted model, not a curated record